Rotaria sp. Silwood1 is the source of this 1077-nucleotide messenger RNA. NCBI's taxonomy places the organism in Eukaryota, Metazoa, Rotifera, Eurotatoria, Philodinida, Philodinidae. The record is from the annotation of a GenBank genome assembly.
AUGUCAAAUGAUAUGUUAUAUCGUCAAGAAAUGAGUAAAAAUAUAGCAGCAAUUAUUGAUGGUUAUGUUAAUAUUAUAUACAGCGAACAUGAAAAAGAAGAUAUAUCUGAUUUAACAAUUCCUAUAAUUCAAAAGAAACUUAAAAAGAUGAAUGAACAAAUAAUAUUUCUUCACGCUGAAAAUCGUCUUUUAUAUAAUUAUUUAAUAUGGUAUGAAAAAAAAAUAAUUCUAAAUCAUAAUCAAGAAAAGAGAAAUUCAACUAAUACACUUGUAUUAAAAGAUGAUUUUCCACAUCAAAUUUUAAAACAUAAAACUAAACAACCAUUAUCAAUUCAAAAGAAACGUGAAAUAUCUGAAACAACUUUUAAAGUUCUUCUUGCUUAUUCACAAAAAUAUGGUAUUAAUACAAUACAAUAUGUUGAUGAAUGCAUUAAUACAAUGGAGACUGAUGAUGAAACAAUAGAAUAUUUAGAACUUGAAUUAAUUACAUUGAAUAAAUUUAUUCAAAAAAUUGAUGAAAAUCUACAUAAUACACAAAAGAAAUUUACAACUGAAGAACUUUCUGCUUUCGUUCAUGAUCGAAUUCGUUAUCGACCAGAAUUAUUUAAAGAAAUUCGUACACUUACAUUAAUACGUAAUAAAAUUAAUAAUACAAUUCAACAAUUAAAUCAUUAUAAUGAAAUAAAACAAAAAAUGCAAGAUGAAACUAUUGAAUAUGAAAAAAUAAAUGAUCCACUUCAUGAAAUGAUUAUAUCUUAUCGUGUACCAUCUAUAAAUAAUUAUGUUGAUUUAAAAUCUAAACAAAUAAAUCUCUAUCGUCAAAUACAUGCAUGGAAACGUAAAGUUGAAAUAUCUGAACGUGAAUUACAUUUACGUCAAAUUGAAUUAAUAAAUUAUCCAGAAAAAAUUAUUCAUCCAUGGAAAUAUCUUCAAAAUCCAUCAUCUAUUCUUUUCUAUAAACAUUACAAAAUAUUAAAUAAACAAAAUGAAAUUCAUACUAAUACUAUGAUUAAAAAUAAAAUGAAUAUUUCUCUUCCUAAACUAAAUAAUAAAUCAAUAAUAAAUAUUGAUAUGUAA